Molecule: messenger RNA, 1603 nt
Organism: Punica granatum (pomegranate)
Lineage: Eukaryota; Viridiplantae; Streptophyta; Magnoliopsida; Myrtales; Lythraceae
Source: RefSeq, a predicted model, not a curated record
UGUCAGCGCAGAUUCGCUCGGUAUCGUCUUCCCUGCUAAACCCUGAGGAAACUGUUCUAGGGUUUUGCUCUGCUCUUGAGAGGUGUCGAAUUAGGUCUCCUGCGCUCUUUAGUCCAACCGAUCACUCGUUUCCUCCGGCGUUCUGGGCGCCAUGGAAUCCGAAGAGGCCAAGAUCUUCGUGGCAGGCCUCCCCAGGGAGGUCGAGGAGGACGCGCUGGCGCAGCAUUUCAGCAAAUACGGUGCCGUUCUUCGCGCCUUCGUCAUCAGGGACAGGAUCACCAGGAACUCCCGGGGGCAUGGAUUUGUCUGGUUCUCUGACCCGUCUUCGGCUAACAAAGCCAUAGACGAUAACGAGCACACCAUUCUGGGAAAGACGGUGAUUGUCAAGAGGCCAACGCCGCAUGUUCAGGUGAUAGUCAAGAGGCCAACGCCGCGAACAGAUCACACCCCAAUUCCACAAGAUCCACCAGUUGACCAACAAGUUAAUGGGUUUGGAGCGAAUGGUGGUGAUAAUGGCGUCGAUUUCAGGACCAGAAAGAUCUUUGUUGGGGGCUUACCAGCUAGUCUGACUCGGGACGAGUUCAAGAGAUUCUUCGAGAGGUUCGGUGAAACUACUGAUGUUGUGAUUAUGCAAGACAAUGUGACCCGAAAGCCAAGGGGUUUUGGGUUUGUCACCUUUGAAUCGGAGAAUUCCGUCAAGGAAGUUAUGCAGAAGAACUACUAUAAUCUCAAUGGCAGGUAUGUGGAGGUCAAGAGGGCGGUGCCAAAAAAACUGAAUGAGUAUGUAAACGGCAGUUGUUACUCCAAUGGUCAUGUGGGAACUGGACCUGAAAGCAGUCAAACUCCAGGCAGUUAUUUCCCUUAUUAUCCUGCAUACGGUCCCCUUCCAAGUUAUGGCGUCUUCUCAGGAUAUAGCAAACCUGGUUUUGUUCCUUAUGUGAUGUGCAAUUAUUGGGGCCCAUAUUCGGUUAUUCCGAGGAACCCCUCCUAUGUCCCGGCACCUGUCUAUGUGAAUGGUUUUGUUGGGAGCUCAGGUGUGGGAAAUGGUUUUGUUGGGAGCUCGGGUGUGGGAAUUCACAAUCAAAACGGGUCUGAGAUGACGGGAGUUCAUAACCAAGUGGACUUGGUUGACAGAAAAGGAAUUGAGGCUCAGAUCAGGGAGAUGAAGAUUGAAGACAGCUCGCCUCGAAUAGGGGAUGUGAAGCUUGAUGGUGAUUCAUCAGGUUGGAAGGGUGGCAAAGAUGGUUCUUCCUGUUGACAGGUCCCUGGAGCUUUGUCAAAAAGAGUACGUUUCUCUGUACAUAAGAUGGUUGCAGUCGUUGCAAGUCUGACCAUUACAUUUGCAUUGUUAACUCAUUGAUCCCGGGCUUAACCAUUUGAUCCCGUUUUCACUAAUGCAGAAAUGAAUUGGCUGCUUCUCAAAGUUGACAUUCUUGACUACAUUUCGUAUUCUAACUUUCAUUUGCUGCCCAUGUAAUUCAUUGGAUGGCCUGUUUGACGGCACCACUUUGGUGUUCCGGAGUGGAAAAUUUAAGGUUGUCGUGAUGACGAUGAUGAACACAGAGUAUGUUAAGAAUUUAUUAAAUUUAGUCGUUGAUGAACA